CAGAGCGAACAGAUCGGGGCGACAAGUUCCAAAAAGUGUCUGUGUGCUGAUCACACUGCUAAUCAGCCGAUCACGCCUUAUGAUCGGGGAAAAAUGAUAGCGUCUCACCGUUAUUUCGAAAUUCUUGCAUUUCUCCUUUCGACGGUCUAUUAAUUCCUCGUUCCUGCAUUCUUCUCUCCUUUAAUUCACUACGACGUUCGCCGAGCAAAAAGGAAGCAGCUGCGCGUGGUCAUUACCGAAUUCAGACUCCAACAAAGAAAAGCGUUAAAAAAGAAUGCGUCUCCACCGCUCGAUUCUCAAAUCCACCAGCACACGCGCCAUGCCGCGGGACAAAACGCUGCCGAAGCACCUGCGGCUGGGCAAGUGGAAGAUCAUCAAGGGCGACGAGGUAGUGGUGAUUUCGGGCAAAGACCGGGGCCAGCGGGGCAUGGUAACGGAGGUGGCACGCAAGACCAACAGCGUGUACGUGCGCGGGCUCAAGCUGGCAUUCAAGACGGUGCCCAAGACGCAGGAGUCGCCGACAGGCAAGAUCCAGAAGGAGAUGCCGAUCCAUGUGUCGAAUGUGGCGCUGGUGGAUCCGAGCACAAACCAGCCGACCAAGGUGCGGUUGGCGAGCUAUGUUGAUCCGGAGACGGGUGUCAAGGAGAAGCGCAGGUACGCGGUGGGCACUGGCACAUAUAUCCCGAAGAAGGUCGAUCUGUCGUACCAGAAGACGUGGAGAGACGGUGUGCUGGACACCGAUCCAGAUGCGGUCCAGAAGGUCACGUUCAACGCAGUGCCGGGCAUCCCGCCGUUCCCUGAGGACGUGAUGCGCGAGAUCAAGAACCGGUACAAGAAGCUGUUCUAAAAAAUCCCGUGUUGCUUCAAGAAUU
Messenger RNA from Linderina pennispora, 872 nucleotides. Its product is annotated as ribosomal protein L24. Gene Ontology annotation, cellular component: mitochondrion; ribosome. Bases 275 to 847 code for a protein of 190 amino acids. NCBI's taxonomy places the organism in Eukaryota, Fungi, Kickxellomycota, Kickxellomycetes, Kickxellales, Kickxellaceae. Gene Ontology annotation, biological process: translation. The transcript has a single exon. The record is from RefSeq and is a predicted model, not a curated record. Gene Ontology annotation, molecular function: RNA binding; structural constituent of ribosome.